Messenger RNA from Xenopus laevis (African clawed frog), 9411 nucleotides. RefSeq names its product ubiquitin protein ligase E3 component n-recognin 2 S homeolog (gene ubr2.S). The transcript has 47 exons. NCBI's taxonomy places the organism in Eukaryota, Metazoa, Chordata, Amphibia, Anura, Pipidae. Gene Ontology annotation, cellular component: chromosome; ubiquitin ligase complex; cytoplasm. The record is from RefSeq and is a predicted model, not a curated record. Gene Ontology annotation, biological process: protein ubiquitination; protein catabolic process; ubiquitin-dependent protein catabolic process via the N-end rule pathway. Bases 1237 to 6492 code for a protein of 1751 amino acids. Gene Ontology annotation, molecular function: ubiquitin protein ligase activity; zinc ion binding.
GGAGGCCAUACACAAGAUCCGCUCGUUUGCCAAAUGAGUGGAUCUUAACCCGAUAUGCCCACCGGAGGCAGGGUGAUAUCGGAUUAAUCCGAUCGUUUGGCCCUAAAACAACCAAUUGGAUUACAACGAAGGAAAUGGGCACAGACGUGUCGUAAGACCGCAUCAACGAGCAAAGCAGGUAAUCAAACCUGCCUGAUCGAUAUCUGGCCUGAUAUCGAUCUGCAAAACUGGUUGGAAGCCCCCAAACAAGGGCAGAUAAAUUGCCGAAUUUUUCUAAAAGGAACAAUAACGACAUCUUUAAUCUGCCCAUGAACGGCCAUCUUAACUACUAUAUACAGGAAUGACAACUACAGCUGUGAUAGGAGACCGAAGUUCUUCAUUUUUCCAUGCUUGGACCUGGGUAAUGGGGGGCCUAAUUUAAAGCUAAAAGGGUGGUUUCUUGUCAUCAGGUAACCAGCCAAACACAGAAGACUAAUGGAAGGAUUUAACCAUGGAACGGACACCACUGCCUCUGGGUAUUCUUACAUACAUUAUUUCAAGAUAUCAUAAAAUGGAAAUACGUUUUAUAAAAGGCAACGACUGGAACAUUAUCAAACAAUCAAAACAGGUAACCGCUGAAGGACAGAACAGUCCGGCAUUAUUAGAUCAAGAUGAGGACACGGCAGUCCUGACUGACAAUGGAAAGAAUGAAGUAAAAAGCGCGAGAGACACGGGGAUAUUCGCCUAAAAUGGAGGCCGAGGUAAAACUGCGCCAUUCCGUCUGGCCCGAAGCCAAAACCAGGCGCCAUGUUAGACGCUUCCUCUCAACAGCACGAAACGCUUCAGUUCCACGAAUACAACAUAAACACACGAAGCCAUUACAGAAAAAGCAUUCACUCCCAACACAUCCCUCUACUAAAUAAAAAAAAAAAAAAUCUGAAGCGAAUUAAACAAGUCCGUCAUUGCAGAGGCCGAGAGACAUAAAACCGAUUAAAAAACCCAAAAAACACUAAUGAAGGACAAAAAUAAAAGCCAAUAAAACACUAGUAUAUCUGGAUUAGAAAAAUAAUAUAUAUUCUCCGCCAUUGGCCUCGCGUCUCCACAGGACUAUUCGCUUCGAAGAAACUCUGAGGUAAAAAAACUGAUUAAAAAAAAAAAAAGGCGCCAAAGCUAAUCCGAAGCUAAACGCGCGCCUUCCAGUCUCUUUCUCCUCAGGCAGCGGCGCAUGGAGCUCAUGUGAAGGAUCCAGCAGCCCCAAUGGCGGAGAGAACUCGGGGCCGCUCCUGUCAACAACAGCCUCCAUUCCUCAGCACCGCGGCCGAAGAGAUGAGCUUAAAACGGAAAUGGCUCCAAGCAACUGAUCUACCUAAAGAAGUUUAUCAGCAUCUGGCCUACUAUGUACCCAAAAUUUACUGUCAAGGCUCCAACCCCACUCCAGAAAAUGAGGACAUGGUGGUCCAGCACGUUCUCUUGGGCCCCAUGGAGUGGUAUCUAUGUGGAGAAGACCCUGUGAUUGGAUUUCCAAAGCUUAAACAAGCAAACAAGCCAUCUCAGCUGUGUGGCCGGGUAUUUAAAGUUGGAGAGCCAACAUAUUCAUGCAGGGACUGUGCAGUUGACCCAACAUGUGUUUUAUGCAUGGAGUGUUUUUUAGGAAGUACUCAUAGAGAGCACCGCUAUCGGAUGACCACAUCAGGGGGUGGAGGAUUCUGUGACUGCGGAGAUGCUGAAGCAUGGAAAGGAGGACCAUACUGCCAGAAACAUGCACUUAACAUCUCUGAAAGUGAGACAGAGGACCCACUAAUUCAUUUGUCAGAAGAUAUGAUCGCACGAGCAUAUAAUAUGUUUGCCACUAUGUUUCGCUACGCAGUGGAAAUUCUGACCUGGGAGAAGGAGAAUGAGCUGCCUGCUGGGUUAGAGUGUUUGAAGAAAGAUGAUACCUAUUACUGCAUGCUUUUUAACGAUGAAGUACACACAUAUGAGCAGGUCAUAUACACUCUUCAAAAAGCUGUUAGCUGCAGCCAGAAGGAAGCCAUCAGUUUUGCAACAACAGUGGACAGGGAUGGGCGGAGAUCAGUUCGAAACGGGGAUUUCCAGUCUUGCGAGCAAGCAAAGUCGGUCAUAGUGAGGAACACCAGUCGACAAACAAAACCUCUUAAAGUGCAGGUCAUGCAUUCUGCUAUUGUUGCACACCAGACAUUUGGGUUAAAACUCAUCAGCUGGCUCGGCCAAGUUAUUGGGUCUUCAGGUGGACUUCGACGCAUUCUUUGCCAGGUUGGUUUACAAGAAGGCCCAGAGGGGGAAAACUCUUCUCUUGUAGAUAGACUAAUGUUGUCUGACUCAAAACUCUGGAAAGGUGCUAGAAACUGCUAUCACCAACUUUUUAUGAGCAGUCUACUUAUGGAUUUAAAGUACAAGAAGCUUUUUGCCAUCCGCUUUGCAAACAAUUACCAGCAGUUGCAGAGAGAUUUUAUGGAGGAUGAUCACGAGCGAGCAGUAUCGGUGGCUGCUCUGUCUGUUCAGCUCUUCACUGUACCCACUCUGGCUCGGAUGCUGAUCACAGAGGAGAAUAUGAUGACAACCGUAAUAAAGACAUUUAUGGACAACUUGAGAACACGGGAUAUUCAGGGCAGAUUUCAGUUUGAACGCUAUACCGCUCUGCAAGCUUUCAAGUUUAGGAGAGUCCAGAGCCUAAUUUUGGAUCUGAAGUAUGUGCUGAUAAGCAAGCCAUUGGAGUGGACAGAUGCUCUACGUUGCAAAUACCUAGAGGGGUUUGAUGUCUUCCUUGAAUUGCUAAAAUGCAUGCAGGGAAUGGACCCAAUAACACGCCAGGUUGGGCAGCAUAUUGAGAUGGAGCCUGAGUGGGAGGCAGCUUUCACUUUGCAGAUGAAACUCACACACAUCAUUUCAAUGAUUCAAGACUGGUGUUCCUGUGAUGAACAAGUCCUCAUUGAAGCGUAUAAGAAGUGCCUUAUUGUCUUGAUGCAGUGCCAUAGUGGUUUUACUGAUGGGGAGCAACCUAUUACUCUUAGUAUAUCUGGCCAUUCAGUAGAGACUAUACGAUACUGUAUUUCUCAGGAGAAAGUUAGCAUUCACCUGCCUGUUUCACGCUUGCUUGCAGGGCUACAUGCCUUGCUGAGUAAAAGCGAAGUAGCAUACAGGUUUCCAGAGCAGCUUCCCUUUAGUGAACUGAGCCCACCGAUGCUUAUAGAGCAUCCUCUCCGCAGUUUGGUGUUAUGUGCGCAAGUUCAUGCCGGGAUGUGGAGAAGGAAUGGCUUUUCAUUAGUAAAUCAGAUUUAUUAUUAUCACAACGUAAAAUGUCGAAAAGAGAUGUUUGACAAGGAUAUUGUGAUGCUUCAGGCUGGAGCAUCUAUGAUGGACCCAAAUCAUUUUCUAAUGAUUGUGUUGAGCCGUUUUGAACUUUAUCAGAUUUUCAGCACUCCAGAUUACGGCAAGAGAUUCCGGAAAGAAAGCACGCAUAAGGAUAUAAUACAACAAAAUAACACACUCAUUGAAGAAAUGCUACACCUAAUCAUCAUGAUUGUCGGGGAAAGAUUUUGUCCUGGAGUGGGACAAGUCAGUGCAACGGAUGUGAUAAAACGUGAAAUUAUCCAUCAGUUGAGCAUCAAACCAAUGGCCCACAGUGAGCUAGUCAAGGCUUUGCCAGAGGAUGAGAAUAAGGAAACCGGAAUGGAGACUGUGAUUGGAACUAUUGCUUCAUUUAAAAAACCAGGCUUAACAGGACGAGGCCUGUAUGAACUGAAGCCUGAAUGUACCAAGGAUUUCAACCUGUUUUACUUUCACUUCUCAAGGGCUGAACAGUCCAAGGCAGAGGAAGCACAGCGCAAACUGAAGAGACAGAUUGGUGAAGAUUCAGCUCUCCCUCCACCGGUGCUGCCUCCAUUCUGUCCGCUAUUUGCUAGUUUGAUAAACAUCCUUCAAUCAGAUGUCAUGCUGUGUAUCAUGGGAACUGUGUUACAGUGGGCAGUAGAGCCAAAUGGAUACGCGUGGUCGGAAUCCAUGCUUCAGAGGGUUUUGCAUUUGAUUGGGAUGGCAUUACAAGAAGAGCAUCAGCACUUGCAGAAUAUUUGUGAGGACAACAUUGUCACCUUCAAUUUCACUGAAAAAAUCUCAAGGCCUGGGGAAGUCCCAAAUGCAUCACCAAGCAUCUUGGCUAUGUUGGAAACACUGCAAAAUGCAGCACACUUGGAAGUGCAUAAGGAUAUGAUACGCUGGAUACUGAAGAUGUUCAGUAGUAUUAAGAAUAUCAGAGAGAAUCCAUCUACAAGCCCUAUUGUUGAAACAGAAGGCAGUGUUUUGGCGGAGAAUACACGGGAUAAAGACAAAGCAGAGAGGAAAAGGAAAGCGGAGAUUGCCAGGCUCCGCAGAGAAAAGAUUAUGGCCCAAAUGUCAGAAAUGCAGCGACAUUUCAUUGAUGAAAAUAGGGAACUUUUCCAGCAGACAACAGAUGAACUGAAUGCAUCCACCUCCACUGCAUAUGAUCACAGCUGUCAUACAAUGAUGGACAGCAAACUUGUCGCUUUGGGGCCUCACCAAACCCGAGUCAGUGAACCAAGGCAGCUAGUUACUUGUAUCCUGUGUCAAGAAGAACAAGCUUUUACAGUGGACAAUAAAGCCAUGGUUCUUGCAGCUUUUAUCCAGAGAUCGACGGUAUUCUCUAAGAACAGGAGCAGAGUCAUUACAGAUCCAGAAAAGCAUGACCCGCUGUGCAUGCACCCAGACUUGGCAUGUGGCACCCACACAGGAAGCUGUGGACAUAUAAUGCACGCUCACUGCUGGCAGAGGUACUUUGAUGCGGUGCAAGCCAAGGAGCAGAGAAGACAGCAGCGCUUACGGGUACAUACGAGCUAUGAUGUGGAAAAUGGGGAAUUUCUCUGCCCCCUCUGUGAGUGUUUAAGUAACACUGUCAUCCCUAUGCUUCCACCACCGAGAAGUUUAUACCACAGGUUAGAUUUCUCAGAUCAGCCUAAUUUAGCAGAAUGGCUUAGCACUACGUCUCAACAACUCAAAGCAUUGCACGCAGCAAAAAGCAAUUCAGCUGGCUCAGAUUCUGAGAUGCCCGCACAGGUGGAGAUUCCUGAAGGAUUCCGGCCUGAUUUCCAACCUAAAAAUCCAUACUCAGACAGCAUCAGGGAGAUGCUGACAACAUUCGGCACAGCAACAUAUAAGGUCGGGCUGAAGGUGCAUCCUAAUGAGCAGGAUCCACGAGUCCCAAUUAUGUGCUGGGGAAGCUGCGCAUACACAAUACAAACGAUUGAACGGAUUUUGGCAGAUGAAGAGAGGCCGUUGUUUGGAAACUUGCCAUGCAGACAGGAUGACUGCCUAAAAUCACUGACCAGAUUUUCUGCAGCACAUUGGACGGUGGGAAUGCUUCCUGUUGUGGAAAAACACUUUGGUCGUCUGUUUGAAACAAUUGUGCCUAAUGAUGACACAGAGAAUUCCCCUUGUAUACUUGAUAUCGAUAUGUUUCAUUUACUGGUCAGCUUGGUGGUUUCGUUCCCAGCUUUACAGUGCCAGGACUUUUCAGGGAACAGCCUUGGUACGGGAGACCUCCAUCUUUUCCAUCUGGUGACCAUGGCACACAUUGUGCAGUUAGUGCUCUCCUCCUCCACAGAAGAGGAUGGUAUGGACCAAGAAUCCACUGACGGAAAAGAAGAACAGGCAGUGAUGUCUUUGUAUAGGACCAUCUGUCAGUGCAGUGGAAGCACAAUGAAAGAAUUGUCCUCUGGCUGGCAUCUAUGCAGAGCAAUUAAGACAUCAAUCAUGCCGUACCUGAGGUGUGCUGCAUUGUUUUUCCACUAUUUAAAUGGUGUCCCAGCACCUUCGGAGUCCCUCGUGAGUGGUAUGAGCCAGUUUGAUUGUCUCUGUAGUUAUCUUUCUUUGCCAACCAACUUGGUCUGCCUCUUUCAAGAAAAUUCUAAAGUAAUGGAGACUUUAAUAAAUAGGUGGUGUAACCAUUCAGAGGUGAAAAGGUUUCUGAAUGGGGAACGGAUUACUAUCAGCUAUCCAAGGGAAUCAAACAAGCUUAUAGAUCUCCCAGAGGAUUACAGCAGCCUGAUUAAUCAAGCGUCUAAUUUCACGUGCCCUAAAUCUGGUGGAGAUAAAAGCAGGGCCCCUACACUAUGUCUGGUGUGUGGAACCAUGCUGUGCUCCCAGAGUUACUGCUGUCAGACGGAACUAGAUGGGGACGAUGUGGGGGCGUGCACUGCCCAUACCUACACAUGCGGAUCUGGCAUGGGCAUUUUCCUCCGAGUCCGAGAAUGUCAAGUUCUCUUUUUGGCUGGGAAAACAAAGGGCUGUUUCUAUGCUCCUCCUUACUUAGAUGACUAUGGAGAGACCGAUCAAGGCCUCCGACGUGGGAACCCCUUGCACCUCUGUAAGGAGCGUUACAAAAAGAUCCAGAAGCUCUGGCAGCAGCACAGUAUUACCGAGGAAAUUGGCCAUGCCCAAGAAGCAAAUCAGACUCUGACUGGCAUUGAGUGGCAGCAUUUAUAAUUCAGACUUUAUUUUUUUUAUUUUUUAGCAGUCCAUUUUUCUAACGCAACAAAAAAAAAACAAAAAACAAAACUGUGACCGCAAAACAGAUGCAGAUCUUUAAUUUAUAUUUCACUGCCUAGUUUAUCCAAUAAAAGCGAAGUGUUUCUUAGUGACACCUUAAACUGCAAAUUCCAUACUUAACCAUAUACUUCUUCUGUGCUUCCUAUACAAACCACAAUGUAGCUAAGGCUUCAGCGAAUAGAUAGCAUGGGGUGUGAAUUCAGCAUAACAUAUUAGUUUUAACUGAAGGGGGGGCAGCCCUUUCAUUCAGUUGCAAAAACAGGGCAAUUCUUUAGUUAUAGGCUAGUUUUAUCUUCUAAACGCUUGUUUGACAAAAGGCUUUGAACUUUAAACUACUCCACCCAGUGUACCCCAUGUACAGACAGAUAUAAGCUGCUGGUUCUGGCACCCCAUUGUGACAGCCUGUGCUCCCUUCAGUCUCACCAUUCAUUUUUCUUUAGUCCAGGUUUGGGCAGAUAAUCUGUCCAGGGUGGAUUAAAGCAGCAUUUUGCAGUGAACGAGGCUUAAGGGUCUGCAUAUGUGCCCAAUUGUGAUGGUCAUUGAGAUAACAAUCGCUUGGAAGACUUGCCAACAAGUGGAUCUGUCUCUUGUAAGCUUUAAGUGUGGAGCAGUUAACAAUUAACUUUCAUUUGCGGCCAAGUUGCAUCUCAUCUGAUUUCGUUGUGACCAACUUUAUUAAACAGAUUUAUUGACUUAAGGUUUUAAACAAAAAGAGAAUGUAGUGAUGAAACAUUAUAGUCUAUUAUUUCAGUGCAGUCUGUCUAUGAAAACAAAAACUGGCUUCUUUUGACAUCCACUUGACGGUGCCUAAAAGCACUUUCAGUUCACUUUAAUGGUGGUGCGGUUUACCAUGCCUAACCUGCCCCCCCCCCAACCCAAACAAAGCGCCAUUAUUACUUUUAUACCUGCCUCCACCCCUUCUCUGCCAUCAUUUGAACAGAACACGGAGGCACAAGUAUAUCAAUAAGCGACGGCUGAUGGAAGGAGAAGGUGUUAAUAUUGCAGACAGGGAGGUCUAUGGAUAGGGUUUUGCCCACAACCUGUUAAAAAUUUGUUGCAUGGAUCCAAACCCGUCUGAGCAAUGGGUCCUUCAGCUAGCCCAGGCAACAGCAGGUUGAGGAGAUUGCUGUUAAAGUGAAUGGAAAUUGAUUGUGGACAUUUUUGAGAUUGCCAUUGUUGCUCCUGAACACAAGGGAGACAAAAUGCCCAUUACUGCUCCACCUGUAUCACCUGUAUCAGAAGUUAGCUGAGAAGUCUCUAUAAUCUACAGAGAAAAUAAUGUUCUCCUUCAAUAACAUCUGUGAUACCCAACAGGGACCCGUAGCCUGGUGCUCAGUGCUGGAGGGGUUGGCUCUGUCAUAUACAAGGUACACAGGUACAGAAGAACACGUGAGUGCAGGGACAAACAUUUACCUUUCCUGCUGUGCCACUGUACCUGUCUGGGCUAGCCAUCUUUAAGGUUAGUAGUAUAGGCUUUAAUCUAUGAAUCAUUGCAUGAGGGGUUUUGUGUGUGCCCAAUAUAUUCCCUUCAAAUUCUUCCUUUCCAGGAAAGAGUCACAGUGGAAGAUUUAGAGGAUCGUAAGUUUGGUAUCCAAACCACAGUUUUUAUUGGUGUUGGCACCUUUACAAUCAAUUUCCCACCUCCGUGGCCAUACAUUGAUUUAAUGUUCAUAUCUGCCUGUUUAUGUGGUUGGUUGGCUUUGCGUCUUGAAAUAUAUAGAGCUGUAGUAUGGGCUGUGAACAUUAGGUUUUUCUUCUUUUCCAGAUAAGAUAAUAAGGGCUCCCAUAAGCAUUGAAUAAUGAACUGUAGGAAGUUGAUGCUUUGUAAUAUAUUUCCCAAUGUUCGGCUUCACUGGCCCUUUACAGAACUAAGGAUUUGAAUACCCUCGCCAGCUGUCAGGCAGUGAGAAGCGGACGUCUUGAACUUGAUUCUUUUUAGCAUGACUCUAAAUGAUGGUGUGGUUUAUUCCAAGAUUAAUAGAUACUUGGCUUGAAGAGAAUUUGGACUUGAGCCAGGUGACAUUUUAUCACUUCAGAGAAAAUCAUUGUAGGCCUCUGCGCCCCUCUAAACCUUGAUGAUUCACAUUGAAAUGUGGAAAAUAUGCUUAAAUCAGGAUUCCCAAUAGGCCCUUAACACUAGUGGACUCCCAGCAAGUAACUGUUUUUUGUUUCUUUAUCGUUAUGCCGGAAUUCUAUGUUGUUUCCCUUUGUGCCUCUGUGACUGAGGGUUCCCAUGUAGGGAUUGGAUUCCUCUAACUCCAGUUGUACAAAGGAGGCUUUCCCUGAAACAGGAUCAUUAUGCCGCUGGCUACUGGGUAGUCGUAACGAUAAAAACAGGGUCACUUUUCGUUCAUCGCAUCAUCCCUAAAUCAACCUGCUGCCCGCCCCCCUUUUCUAUGAAUCUUUGUUCAACGAUUUCCCCCUUUCUGUCUAAUUUGGAAUCAUUGUAGUCGUGUCGUCAAAGAUUCAUAUGAGUCUUCUGCAUUUUAGACGUUCGGUGCUGUGACUAUCUCAGACUGAUUGACUUGGCAGAAUCUUCCUUUGUACAUGGAUUUAUAGGAAUCAUUCACCGGCCGUGCCCAGAAGGCAUCACUCCCAGUACCGAAAGGGUCAGGGUCGCCCACCCCCCCCCCUCCUCUGACUCCUCCCGAUCUCUCCUUCAUUUAUUCCAUGUAAUAUUUCUUAGCAUGUAUUUAUGUUUAUUGUAGAAAUGUUUAUGUACAAAUAUUUGAAUGGAAUUCUAUUUGGGGAAAAAAAGGGUUUUACUCCAUCUUUAAUAUACAUGAAAUUCUUGUAAUAUUUGAAUGUAACAUAUGUAUAAAAAUACACAACUUAUCAAUAAAUGCUUUAGCCGUC